AUGAAAGUAGAACCGUUCUAUUUGAAAUUACAGCUGAUCCUCAAUCUGGAAUCAGUUAUUUUUGCUGACAUUGAGAAAUAUAGUCGAAUGAAAGAUGAAAAAGAAGUUUUGUUCAGUGUGGGAAUUGUAUUCAUCAUUACACAAGUAUACUAUGAGUCAUUGAUGAAUCUAUGGAAAGUCCAAAUAACAGCAACGAAUGAAGAAUCAAAUCAAGUAAAUAAAUAUUUGAAGACAAUACGAAAACAAAUGGAUGAAGAAUAUAGUCCAUCUAUUUUAUUCGGCUUUCUUCUUUGGGGAGAUAUUGGAGAAGAUGAUAAAACUGAGAAAUAUGUUUUGAAAUCAUUAUCAAACGAUGAUGAAGAUAUACCGUCUAUUUAUCAUCAAGGAGGAAAUAUAUUUUUCGAAAAAGGUGAAUUGAAUAUGGCAUUAGAGUUUUAUACCCAAGCGUAUAAUUUGCGUUCUCAACGUUUACCUUCUGAUCAUCCUCAUAUUGCUGCAUCAUUAAACAAUACCGGUCUCUAG
Molecule: messenger RNA, 522 nt
Organism: Didymodactylos carnosus
Lineage: Eukaryota; Metazoa; Rotifera; Eurotatoria; Philodinida; Philodinidae
Source: the annotation of a GenBank genome assembly